Dermacentor silvarum is the source of this 1875-nucleotide messenger RNA. Its product is annotated as cytochrome P450 4c3-like. Lineage: Eukaryota; Metazoa; Arthropoda; Arachnida; Ixodida; Ixodidae. Gene Ontology annotation, molecular function: oxidoreductase activity, acting on paired donors, with incorporation or reduction of molecular oxygen; heme binding; iron ion binding. Bases 124 to 1755 code for a protein of 543 amino acids. The transcript has 12 exons. The record is from RefSeq and is a predicted model, not a curated record.
GAGCACUUGAGUCGUUCGCUGGCUUUUCAGUCUUGCGAUUGCGCUUCAAGUGCCUAAAAGGAUAUUCCGUCCCACGUUUUUCCCUCGAAGCUUCACAGGCUCACGAGACGCCUAAUUGACACAAUGGCAGAGCUCUCUGCAAGCAGCAUCGGGCAAGUACUUCUUACCGUUAGCUGGUACCAGGUCGCCUCAGCCAUCGCAGGGAUAACAGCGCUUUCUCUGACAAGCAUGGUGCUCGUCUUGGGACUCUUGUUGUGGACUGCUCGCAAGGUCCACUUAAAAACAGUGAAGCAGCUUAACGACUUACCACAGUUCCGGCAACAGUUUCCCUUCCAAUUCCUGUGGACCUUGAAGAAGGCAUGCAAUCCGCCAGACUCGCCUGUCGCCUUCAGCAGUAUGUUGUUUGCAGCAGUGUCUGGAUUCCACGCCACAUUCCAGAAACACGGGCGGUACUUGGUGUACGUGGGAUUUACGCCAUUUUUGAUUAUCUAUAAGGAUGAAUACGUCGAGGAGGUUCUAUCAAGCAACAAAAUCUUGACGAAAGGACGCGAAUACAACCUCCUCCACAACUGGCUGGGAACAGGGCUGCUUACAAGUGCCGGUGAAAAGUGGCGUACAAGACGACGCCUUCUCACGCCUUCAUUUCACUUUCGAAUCCUCGAGGACUUCAUGCCCACCAUAAAUUCAGAAUCUAUGGUCCUAUCUAACAAGUUGGCCAUGUUGUCCCGGGAAAAUAAGACGUUCGACGUCGUGCCUCUUGUCACACUAUGCACUUUGGACAUCAUUUGUGAGACAAUUAUGGGGACGACUAUAAAUGCACAAUGCAAUGAAGACAGCCCAUACGUUGCAGCUGUGAACAGAAUGGGUGAGCUCUUUGUGGAGCGUCUCAUGAAGCCACUCUACACAGUGGACUUCAUAUAUAAGCUGACUCCGGCGGGCAGGGAAUUCCAGCGAUGCCUCCAGAUUUUGCACUCCUUCACACAUAAGGUGAUCGCCGAACGCAAGCAAGAGCUGCGCAAAGAGAUAGAAAGUGGCAUUAUGAGCCUCGAAGACACCCAGUCCGACGUCAGGCGCAACAAGACGCGCCCGUUUAUGGACAUCCUUCUUUUGGAACACUUCAAGAGCAACAUCACCGAGGAAGGCAUCCGGGAAGAGGUGGACACUUUCAUGUUCGAGGGUCACGACACAACAGCUAUGGGCAUCAGCUGGGCGCUGUUUCUCGUCGGCCACUACCAGGCGCAGCAGCGACUAAUUCACGAGGAGCUCGACUCCAUCUUCGGCGAAGACCGGGAGCGACACGUGACCAAGGAGGACCUCAAGCAGAUGAAGUACCUCGAGUGCGUGCUCAAGGAAUCCCAGCGCAUAUACCCAUCAGUGCCAAUGAUCACUAGAGAGUGUGUAGAACCAUUCACCAUAGGUGGCAAAACCCUCCCCAAGGGAACACUCGUGCAGAUCGCCAACUACUUCCUGCAUCGCGAUCCCAAGGUAUUUCCGAAGCCCGAGGAGUUCCACCCGGAGAGGUUUCUACCAGAGAACUGCAGAGGGCGCCAUCCGUAUGCCUACGUGCCUUUUUCAGCGGGUCCGCGAAACUGCAUCGGCCAAAAGUUUGCGUUAGCGGAAGAGAAGAUUGUGGUCGCCAACAUAUUGCGCCGCUUCAAGAUCGAAUCUCUUGAUCACCGAGACCAGGUGGCGCUUGCAUUCGAAAUGGUGCUUCGUCCUCGCAGUGGACUCAGGAUAAAAUUCACGCCUCGGUGAUUUCGUUCAUCCCAUCUUCAGAAUCGUACAGUAAUGCAUAAAUGACAUGUAGCUAAAUAUAUUUAUAGAAAUUGUGUGCUUUAGGAAUUGACAAACGCGUUAUUAAAAAAGCGUGUGAGU